Messenger RNA from Symbiodinium sp. CCMP2592, 1455 nucleotides. NCBI's taxonomy places the organism in Eukaryota, Dinophyceae, Suessiales, Symbiodiniaceae. The record is from the annotation of a GenBank genome assembly.
AUGGAUUACAACACCCCGGAGAAGUGUGCAAGACCACGGAAGAUGUCGGAGACUUUGCAUCCCUGCGGCGAGGUGCUGUUGAAGCCCCUGAACGCCCACGCAAGCGAGUUCUUCCCGAGCCAGCCCACGCCAGCCGCAGAGUCCUUCUUUGCCUCCGUGAGCGCCUUGCUGGCACCGUUCCAAGACGCCUCGAAGCUUUACAUGCCGCCCGUCUUGCCUGCCGUUCCGACAGUGCCGAUGUUCGAUGUCAACGCCGUUGUUUCCUGGGCCAGCUCGCUGGAUGACGUCUACAAGGAUGCUUCCAGCAUGGCGAAGUUUGUGCAAGAGCAACGCUCAGAGGUACCUUCCUCUGCACCGUUGGACGUGGACUGCUCCACUGCACGCCUUUUGACCAUCACCGCAUGUUUAUUGAAUUACUUUUUCCAGCACCAAGUUCUUCAAACCUCACCGAGCAUCAUGCAGAUCAUCGAAGCCCAACUGGAGGGACACUGCGCAACGUCUGGCCCAUGGAGUAAGACGAUGCUGCAGCAAGUCGCCUUCCGACCGGAAGACCUGGCAAAGCUCGACCAUCGCCUGGGUAUACUGUUGAAGAAGCUGCCCUCGCAGUUCUUUCCGCGCUUGGCCAGUGCCACACCCGGCCUCAACCUGAGGUGGCAGCAGACCGCUGAAGGCGGGCACUGGCUCUUCCGAGAGGCUCCCGAGCUGCGCCGCCUGGUCCAGGCACGCAGCUGCGAUGGUGAUUUUGCCGUGUUGUCCCUGUCCUUCCAGCGUGAGGAAGGCCAGCUGUCCCCAUCGCAAGCGGCCAUGGAAAGGUUCUUCCGCCUGUGCCCCCCCGGCGUGGCCUGCUUCCAGGGCCUGGAUAUCAAGACCGAAGAUGAGGUGACCUGCAGCCUCGUCGGGAAGGGCUACGACGCUCGUAGCGCGCGGUGCAAGGGCAGCGCCAACACCAUCGCCUGGGAUCGCACGCAGUGGACCUUCCUGAGCUCGCGUGAACAGGGGUCUGCCAUCGCUGUGGACCUGGCCUGGCAGGGGAAAGUCCAUGUCCGCUUCGCUUGCCUCCGCCCGGCGCUGGAGGAUUGUGGCAGUCAGAACCUUCGCGACCUUCUGCGACCUGCUCGUUCGUUGGUGGUUUGUGCGGAUCUCUCCGCGGUGGGGGGUGCGUUUGCAGCCGCUUUGGUGCCCGGCCUCGCGGGACUUCGCUCUGCAAUGUUCGAGGCACUUGGUUCGGAGGUGUCGGUGCCGCUGCCACGAGCCGAGGGCGUCUGCCGCCAGAAGAAACUCCAGGACCUUUGGCAGCCCAGUGGGAUUUUUAUGACCGGCCUCGAGCCCGUUGCCGUCCUGUCGGAGCACUCCGAAGGCUACCUGGCGACGAUGUCAGACCAGGAUGCACGGGCGGCCUUCCCAGGAAGGCAGAUCCCUUUGUUGGCCAAGUUCCAGCUUGCGGUCAACAAGUGA